CAGCGAAGGAAAGGAGUCGAGGGAGGAAAACAUCGGCAGCAGGAGGCAGGGAGAGAAAGGGCUGAAGUUGCUCGACGCUUUCCUUUUGUCGCCUCUUUCCCAGCGCUUACAUGACGUAAAGCUCCUCCGAAAUCAGUUAAAUCAASUCGUGUGUCUUCGGUCUGCACCGAGAAAGUUACUCCUCUGGAAAGAAUCUGUGAAAAAGAUCCGCAGCUGUCCGAGCCUGCAAGGCGGGAGGAUGAUGGAGGAGUCGGUGAGCGCUUUUGAGACGCAUCUGACGGCGGUCAUGGACAGUCUGAUCCGCGCUUCGGUCUGCGAGAUCACCAAACUCUUCCAGGAGACCGUCAGCGACUACCUGGUGGAGCUGUCCCUCAACAGGAAGGAGAACGAGGCGCUCAAACUGCGCCUGAAGCUCACGGAGGGCAAGCUGAGGACCGAGCGCAAGUACGGGCUGGGCUGGGCGGCCAACCGCCGCAGCGCCGGGCUGGAGGAGGGAGCUGCGGGCCGGCAGAGGAGAAAAGUUGACUUGGCUCGAGGCAAGUCGAAAAAGAGCCCAGCGGCAGCCCAUGGCAAAGGCUGGCCCGGAGGUGUGUGGGAAGAAGGAGAAGGCGUCGGUGGUGGUGGGGGAGGAGGAGGAGGCGGUGGCAGCGGAGGAGCUCUGGGCUUGGGAGCAGGAGGAAGAGGGGGGAAAGAGGCCUACAUCAUCCAGUUCCCCCGGGAAGAAGAAGAAGAAGAAGAAGACGAGGAGGAGGAGGAGGAGGAGGAGGAGGAGGGAGGGAUGGUAGAUGACGAGGACGGGGAGGGCAGCCUCAGCGGUGAGGGGGAGGAGACGGCCAACAUCAAAGAGGAGUUUUCUCAAGCUGAGGGCUAUCAGCCAGCUUCUCUGCGGCUAAUUAAGGAGGCUCUGAAGAUGAAUCCACCCAUCCAGAACUUCCACGUUGGUUCCAAAUCCCAGAGUGACGACUUGUCAGGUUGUCCCCCGGCCCUUCACCCCAGUCAGAGAGGUGAGAAGGACUGGGUUAUGGGUCAUGCAGAAACACCAGARGAGGCCAUGGCAGUGGAUGAGCUGCGGGGUCUGGAAUCGGCUCUAAAACCUGAGCGAGACUGUGAGGAGGGACCCAGGACGGCUACGCAGCGUGAGUCAGAGGUGGGACGAGGGAGCGAGGUCGGCCUGGCUCCAAAGUACAUUGGUCUGGAUGGAWUGGAGCAGGAAGAGGAGCUGGACCCCCAGCCCCCGACUCUGCAGAGGGAGGAGGAGAUGGGCCAGGGCAGGGUGAAGGAUGCUGCGAGGCCUGGAGGAGCUGGAGUGGUGGAGCUGAGGAUGGGCUGGUCCAAGAAGCUGAGGGAGGAGGAGUCAGCUGCAGUGAAGCCAGGAGAUGGCGCCGUGGAGCAGGCAGAGUCCGAGCACCUGCCCCGCCUGUCGGCUCCUGGGAGCGUCUGUGAGAGCGGGGGAGAAGAGGAGGGGGGGGCCGACCUGCUCCACUUCUGCCCUCAGUGCGGAGGAGGCUUCACCUCAGACGCCGAGCUGGACGAYCACCCCUGCCCGCUGGGCGGCGCCCACAUGCAGGGCGGCGAGUCGGAGGACAGCCUGUUCCCCUGCGCCCACUGCGGGAACACCUUCAGCCACCCCUGGGCCCUGAAGAACCACGAGUGCGCCUGCGCCGCCGAGAGACCCCACUGCUGCGAGAUCUGCGGGAAGCGCUUCACGCACUCACGCUCGCUGGAGCGCCACCACCUGGUGCACACGGGCGAGAGGCCGCACCGCUGCCCGCAGUGCGGACGCUGCUUCAGCCGCCUCGGCAACCUGGAGCGUCACCAGCGGAUCCACACGGGGGAGCGCCCGUACGGGUGCGACGCCUGCGGCAAGCGCUUCAGCCGCGUGGAGUACCUGAAGAGACACCAGCUCAUCCACAGCGUCGACAAGGCCACGCUGCAGUGCUCCAACUGUGGGCGGGGCUUCUGUGACGUGGAGCUGCUGAAGAACCACCAGUGCUUCGACAAUCCAUGCUAGAACUCCAGAACUACGUCUCGAUGCAGGAUUUACCUGAUGAAUGUGGCUCGUAAACUCUUUAUUCUCAGCGAGCGUCUUUUAGGUGAUGAAACACGUUGAUUUUUUGCAGGAAGAAUUCAACUGUAAAUCUAACUUUAUAGGAAGAGAGUUAAAAURCUCGGUUAUUUCUUUGUGAAGACGUGUAAAAGCCUGAACUUAUUUAUGGAUGAAGACUACAUUGUGACUUUUUAUCAUUUUAGAAAUAUUAUCUGGUAUUCAACCUUUUCUCUGACAGAACAGUUAAUGGAUUUAUUAUACGUUUUUAUUUUGUCUGUGUUUUGGUCAGUGUAACAAAAAUAAACACUUGAGUUCAUCCUGAAUGAUCCAUGUUUUUGUGUUUUCUGUGAUUUAGUACGUAGUCACAUUUAUUUUGAAGAGUUUUGUAUUAAACUUAUCAUAAAGAUGCAUUUUCAGACGUGGUUGUGUGAAUGCUGAAUCAGCUGCUUUUAGGAACUGGGUUUCAGCUUUGGCAGCACGCAAACGUUUCUGGACAUUUUAGUGCUUAUUCAAGAACUAACACUUUCUUCUGUUUUUACAUGAAUAAAUUCAAGUGAACCAA
Molecule: messenger RNA, 2609 nt
Organism: Austrofundulus limnaeus
Lineage: Eukaryota; Metazoa; Chordata; Actinopteri; Cyprinodontiformes; Rivulidae
Product: zinc finger protein 263
Exons: 5
Coding region: 239-2011 (590 amino acids)
Biological process (GO): regulation of DNA-templated transcription
Molecular function (GO): DNA-binding transcription factor activity, RNA polymerase II-specific; RNA polymerase II cis-regulatory region sequence-specific DNA binding
Source: RefSeq, a predicted model, not a curated record